Molecule: messenger RNA, 931 nt
Organism: Pneumocystis carinii B80
Lineage: Eukaryota; Fungi; Ascomycota; Pneumocystomycetes; Pneumocystales; Pneumocystaceae
Exons: 6
Coding region: 47-886 (279 amino acids)
Biological process (GO): membrane organization; endoplasmic reticulum tubular network organization
Cellular component (GO): membrane; endoplasmic reticulum
Source: RefSeq, a predicted model, not a curated record
AUUCUUAACUUUAUAUUAAAUAUUAAGAUCUUACUUAUUAUUAAUAAUGCCUUCUCAUACUUAUGUUCAAUUGCCUUUAUCUCGUCGUAUUAAGGUUUUAGUCAAGCACCCGCAAUUCUUAUGGUUUAUCGGUCAUAGUGUUCUUCUUCUUUUUUCUCUACGGUAUCUUAUUUCUUACAUGACAUUUUCAUCAAUUCACCAUGUUUUUUCAUAUCGUUGUGCUUUCCUGGGAGCAAUUUUGACAUAUAGUAUUGUUGUUUACAAGACGUAUAUGAAAACAUAUACAAGGAGCAAGAUAGAAUUUGGGGUUUUAUUGCGUAUUUGGCUAGAUGAGAAUGUUCAAUAUCUUUUGUUAGCAAUAGUAUGGUUUUUAUCGAGGCCGGUAGCAUUAAGUUUAACGCCAUAUAUGAUAUUUUCAUUAUUUCAUUUUCUUACAUAUUUGCGGUCGAAUGUAUUACCAACGUUAAAUCCUAAUGCGCUUAAACCGGAAGAAAAUUGUAUAGAAGCUAGUGUAUGUAGAUAUAUUCAAUUUCUUAUCAAACAACAUUAUGAUUCAGCAAUGAAGCUUGUAUCUAAGGUAGAAGUGAUAUUGAUAGGAGCUCGUGUUUUAAUUGGAGCAUUUACGUUUCAAAAUUCAUUUACAGUUCUUUUAUUUUAUGCUUUCUUUAUACGUUAUCGUUAUUUUACAUCAACGUAUACAAGACAGACGUUUGUUCAUAUAUCUAUUUAUAUUGAUCAUUUGGUGGCAGAUAGUCGAGUUCCAAGAUCAGUGCGCAAUUCAUGGUUUUCUAUAAAAAAAUUUAUUAAAGAUUAUGCAGCACGAUCUUUUAUAAAUGCUCCAUCUGAACCAUUGAAUAAUAAGGAAUCUCAUAAUAAACAACAAUAGGUUAUGUUUUGAGAUUGAUAUUUUUUUAAAUAAUUUGAAUAUGUA